Molecule: messenger RNA, 432 nt
Organism: Racocetra persica
Lineage: Eukaryota; Fungi; Glomeromycota; Glomeromycetes; Diversisporales; Gigasporaceae
Source: the annotation of a GenBank genome assembly
UGAUAAUGGCCAUGAGUUCACAGCAGAAAUAAUCAAAGAAUUAUUAACUAUUUGGCUUAACGUUCAUAUAAUUAAUGGCUGUCUGAGGUAUCCACAAAGCCAGAGGCUUGUGGAAUAUACAAACGAUGUUCUUCAGCAAAAAGUAUCCAAGUGGAUGGAAGAUACUGGAAGGAAGGAUUGGUCUCGAGCAGUGCCUUUAUGCUAUGCAAUAAAUAUCCAAAUAUCUAGACAAACUAAAAAUAGUCCAUAUGUAUUAGUAUUUGGACAAAACCCUUUACACCAUUUUACUAUAUUAAAAAAAAUCAAAGAACAACAUAUUAAUUCAGAAGAUGAGUUAUCUGAGAACUGGUUUGAACCAUCCGAGCCUCGAGAUGAUUUUGAUCAGCAAGAAGUUAUAGAGUCACUUUUAGGAGCCACAGCAUUAAACAUCAA